Saccostrea cuccullata (small rock oyster) is the source of this 2961-nucleotide messenger RNA. RefSeq lists its product as uncharacterized. The coding region runs from base 15 to 2255 and encodes 746 amino acids. The transcript is spliced from 14 exons. NCBI's taxonomy places the organism in Eukaryota, Metazoa, Mollusca, Bivalvia, Ostreida, Ostreidae. The record is from RefSeq and is a predicted model, not a curated record.
CACAUGAUAUCAAAAUGGACGAUGGUUGUCAGCGGAAAAUAUUUUUCAUAAGCACAUUUGUCCUAUCAGUAGCUCUCCUAAUUCAUGGACUUCAUUCAAGUAAAGAUGCUACGAAUGUCAAACUUGUCCAUGUGAUAUUUAUGAAUCAUUUGGAUGUGGGCUAUGAUGGAAUUUCGCCAGAAGUAGGAUUUAUAAAUAACAUUCUCAAUAAAUACUUUCAUGAAUACUUUCCAAGAGCUGUGAAUUUGUCUGUUCAGUUACGAGCUGGAGAAUAUGCUGAAAAUUUUGUGUAUACAACCCAUCCCUGGCUGGUCAGCUUGUUUUUGGAUUGUCCAGAAAGUUUCAAGCUUACAGACAUCCCACUAUUGUGCCCUAAUGAAACUGAGAAGGAAUACUUUGAGGCAGCUAUUAAGAGAGGAGACAUUACAUGGCAUGCUGGUCCUAUGAACAUGCAGCCAGAGAACAUGAACAGCCUGCUCUUCCAGAUGAGCUUGAACAUGAGUUUUGACCUCGACAAAAGAUUUGGAAUUACAAGACUGUUUCCAACACUGAGUCAGAGAGAUGUACCAGGACUGACACAAGCAGUGAUCCCUAGCCUGGUACAGAGGGGGGUCUCUGCUGUUUCUGUCGGGGUCAAUCCAGGCACCAGUCCGCCAGCCGUUCCUCAACUCUUCAGGUGGAGCUUUGAGAGUAAUGAAGUUUUGGCAACAUGGCAUCCAGGAGGUUACCCACUGGGACCAGGGCCAAACCCAGCCCGCCCUGGAGGGCUGUCAACUAAAGACUGUGUGGUGCUGCCAGGAUUUGAACAUGCUCUUUGUUUUGCUUUUAUACAAGAUAAUGGAGGUCCUCCAAUUGAUGUCCUGGAAAUUUUAAGCAACUACGAAAUUCUUAGAAAAGAGUUUCCAAAUGCUAAAAUAAAAGGAUCCACGUUUGAGGAUUAUUUUGCGGAGGUGGACAAGAUCAGAAAUCAUCUGCCCAUUAUCAGACAGGAAGUGGGCGACACUUGGAUACAGGGAAUAUCAUCAGAUCCUGUCAAAAUGGCCCACUAUAGAGCCAUUAGUGAAACAAUGUCAGAUUGUGUAAUCUCUGGUGCUUGCAAUAUAUCUGAUCCAAGUAUAGUGAGUGCAGCUAGGCUACUUAUCAAGCUACCAGAACACACAUGGGGUCUUCCAGGGGUAGGGGACAAUGUUAACUGGAGCAACCCACAGUUCAACAUUGCAAGACGAGGUGAGAAUUUUAGGAACUGUGAAAAGGCUUGGCAGGAGCAGAGAGCGUUUCUUGGAAUGGCCAUGGAUCAGCUGAAGAAUACACCACCAUUGUAUAAGAUGAUUGAACAAGCUCUAUCUCAGCUGGUGCCACAGGAACCAGAUCUCAGUGCCUAUGAAAUAGUCACUGACAUGUCAGAGACAUUUAAAUGUGAAGAUGGAAUGAAAAUCCAGUUUGGAAAGGAUGGAUCACUCCUGUCAUUAUAUGAUCCUUAUAAUUUUGUAGAGUGGGCAACAGGUGCCCCUCUAGGACAGUUUCGGUACAUCACCUAUAAUGAGACAAAUUUUAUGGACAUGGCCAGGCAGUAUAAUUAUUAUGGUGGAGCAGGGUAUGACAAGAAAAACUCCACCAAAAAUGCCCAUCCUGAAUACAGACCUUGGCCAGCAGUUCUCAGUCAAAUGUAUCGAGCCAAAAAAUCAGCUUUAGAUAGUUGUGACAUUCUACUUAAAAUGGUGAUGGCAGAUUCAAAAAGUCACACAUGGUAUGGAGCUCCAGAGUCUGUAUGGAUAAACUACAAGUCAAGAGCUGAAGGAUUUGAUGUAACAUUGCAAUGGACAAACAAAACACCAACAAGACUAGCAGAAUCAAUGAUGUACCACUUCAGUCCGGCCAAGAAGAAGGGCUUUAAUUGGAGAUUGUCUAAAGUAGGUCACCUAGUGGACCCGGGUAAUGUCAUUCUCAAUGGAAGUCAGUAUGUUCAUGCUGUUGACAGUGGUGCAUAUUACAUCAAUAACAUCGGACAAGGUCUCCAACUCCUUACUCCAGAUGUACCACUGGUUUCCAUAGCAACAAAAGAGAGACCACCUUCACCUUUUCCUGUUCCGCUAAAGCCCAUUUCACAAAGUGACAUUUCUGGGGUAGCCUUUAAUUUGUUUAAUAAUAUAUGGAAUACAAAUUACAUAUUGUGGUAUCCAUACAACGAUGGAACAAACUCUUCUAAACCUGGUGAUUUUAAAGCAAGAUUUCAAAUUAACUUUUAUGUACCAUAGAAAUUAAUGGUCACUUUUAUCAUUUGUUGAAUCAUCAGUUAUCAAUGCUCCUUGAAUUUUUUCAUGUUGCGUUUCACAUUUUCCAAGCUGCUUGAUUUGUAUUUUUAGCUGUUUAAUCAGGUGUAUUUGAUCCAUUGAUAUCGUCUUCCUCCUAUUGUGGAUAAUAUUCCUCAAGGAAUCCUAUAACACUCAAAAUAUUUGAUUGAUUACAUUUUGCUUCUUUCUAAACUUUUAUAUUGUACUGUACAAAAGUUGAAAGAGAAUUCAUUUGCAUUGGCAGAUUUAGAGAGGAGGGGGUGUUUUGUGAUCAUAAAUCUUUUUUAAAAAGAACUAAUAGGAAAAAUUUUACAUUAUAAUAUAUGUGUCAAAUAUAGCUGGAAUAGCUCAAAAAUGAGUCUUUAAAAACUCUCUAAACCCGGGAGCUUCCCCCUCCCCUGAGCCCCCAUCAGGGCUGUGACCUGGACAAGCCGGGUGCCUUAAGGUGGCCUCGAGACCCCCCCCCCCUUUUUCAAUAAAUCUUGGAUCCACCACUGACUUGGGUGUAUUGUGUAAAUGUGAUAUUAUUGCACACACAAUCAUGUGUGAGAUAGAGAUCUUUGUUCAGAGACAGAUAUUAAAGCAUAAGCAAAAGGUUCUUACUGUGGUUUAUUCUUUUCUCUCCAAAUUUUUUUUGAUUGACAUUUUGUUUAAAUUUUACGAACAAUCU